ACUUCCAUAUAAAUACAGUAAAAUAAUAUAACAUUUACAAAGGUUUCACUUGACUAUCUAUUAUUACAAAAGCAUUUUUAUGAGUCAUUAUUAGUGUAGUAUUAGUGGGAAUAACAUCAGGGAUUUAACAAAUCUCUCAGCGGCAAAAUACAUCUGACGUUUCCACUCGUCAUUACAGUUAGAUGUCUGAAAUCGCAAAUUAACUUGUAAUAUCUUUAGUUUAACAAUUAAUAAGAAUCGUGUAAUUAAGAGAAGUCAUAAUUAUUAUCUUAAAUUAAAAAAAGUUUUACUAAUCGAUUUUGUCCCAAAUAUUGCUUUCUGUAAGUCGUGACACGUCUCUUCGAUAUGUAUCUAUACUGAAACAUUAAAAGAUAUAAAAUAUUGAAAACAAACACACAGAGAAGUUACUGUUACUCUUGUAAAAUUACACGCAAUUUAACUGACUGCAUGAGCUGCUGCGCAGCCGCAGAAUCAGAAGCCAUUAGCCGUUGGACGAGACAUCUACGUCACUUCCUUUAUCCGCAUUAGGCGCUUUAGUUGUUUUUUUUGCUAAGCUAGCAAGCUGUUAAGUGCGCGAAUUCGUAAAUAUGGUGGAUUUACUAACUUUUAAAAAGGAGCUCACGCUAAUCGUGAAUAACCUCGCCAAGGCGGUGGUGACGGAGAUUUUCACAGCGGCGGAGAAAGUGUCUUUGAAUAAACAAAAUCCCGAAACGGAGGAGAAACUCGGCACUCUGGUGGACAGCUUGUGUGUCGAAGCUGUUGAUAAAAUCCUGAAGAUGGUCGAGGGGGCUGCUGGGAAGCAGGCGGAGACUCCGGGAGACCUGAAGGAUCCACCUGAGUCUCAUGAGAGCAGCGAGUGUUUGAUGAAGACAACAGAAGGUGAAGACGGCGGUGGUGAGCGCCCCCCCACAGAACAGACCUACAUCCUGGUUUACGGGAGCGCUGCCGUCGACUCCAAGUGUGUGCUGGUGUCACUGGAGAGCGAUGCUAAAGCUAAUGCUAACGGUGAAAAUAAAACCUCGGAUGCGACAGGUGAAGCCAUGGCUCUGCACAGCGAGCGCUCCUCCCCCUCCCCUCCCCUGCAGGCCGACGUCCCCGACCACGAGUACGCUCGGCCGUCCUCGCCGCCGCCCGGCACCCCCUCGGCGGUGGAGGGCGGAGCCUCUGCAGCGCGCGGCAGGAAACAUUGCGCCAGCAGGCGGAAAAAAGACACGUCUCAGCGCGCAGAGACCACAGAAACUCACCACCAGUGUUUACAGUGUGGGAUGCUGUUUCCCAGCGCAGAGCGACUCUCCGACCACGAGAAGAAGUCUCACCUGGUGUGCUCGGUGUGCGGGACGCCGUUCACCGGCAUCCUGAGACUCCGUGAACACGAGAUCAAAGAGCACGGGCUGCUGCCGUACACCUGUGACUACUGCCCCAAGAGAUUCAACCACAAAGCUCACCGCAACCUGCACGUGAAGGCGCGGCACACCGGAGAGAAAACCUGCCACUGCGACAUCUGCGGGAAGGGCUACUCCUGCAUCAGCGUGCUGAAGACGCACAGGAUGACCCACUUCGAGAAGACGUUCAUCUGCGACGUCUGCGGGAAGAGCUUCUACCACGCCUGCCACCUGACGCGCCACAAACUGGUGCACCAGGAGGUCCGGCCGUACCAGUGCUCCACCUGCGGGAAGGGCUUCACCCAGGCCGCCAACCUGCGCAGCCACCAGGUGAUCCACACCGGAGAGAGGCAGCUCUGCUCCGUCUGCGGCAAGAGCUACCGCUGCCUGAAGAACCACGUCAUCAGCAAACACUCGCACGAGCUCCCCGCCGACGAGCUGCCGGCCGGAGACACCAUCAUCACCUGCGAGGUGUGCGGCAAGAAGUUCCCCAACCUGUCGCAGUUUAAAGUUCACCAGAGGAGCCACACGGGAGAGAAACCGUUCCACUGCGACAUCUGCGGGAAGAGUUACCGCCUGAAGGAGCUGCUGAGGGACCACAGGUACACCCACACCGGGGAGAAGCCGUACAGGUGCACCCUCUGCUCCAAAACCUUCAACCUGGCCACCAGCUUCAUGAGGCACCGCAGCAUCCACACCGGAGAGACGCCCUACAGCUGCCUCGACUGCGGGAAACACUUCCGCCUGCUCACCUUCCUGAAGGCUCACCUGCAGACCAAAGCUCACCUGAAGCAGACGCUGCAGAAGCCGACUGUCACCUCUGACCAGGUCUGUUCAGGGUUACAGAGACCAUGUUCGUGAACCUGCUGCUCCAGCACUCUGCUGGGGUCAGUCUGGCCUCCAGAUGUUGAACCAGCUGCAGGGAUUCGCUCCCACUCAGCCCGCAGAGCAUCAGGAUCAGGUCUGGCUCUCAGUCGGGGUUCCGGUUCAUCCCAGAGGUGCUGGAUGGGGCUGAGAUCAGAUCCUCUGGGGAAAGCUUUUCUUUACGGAGCUGCUUUGUGUCGUGUUGAAGCUGCUGUCCUUCACUGGAUCAGAGGAGACCAAACCAGGGAAGCAGCGCUUUUAUUUAGUGUUAUACUGUGUCUUGAUCUGAGAUCUGGACUUGGAUCAGUGGGACCAGAUCCACCUCGGUGAGCAGCAAACAGAAUAUAAGAGUUUGGCUUCCCGUCACGCUGAUGUCGCAGUUUUAACGUCGGCAGGCCGAACCUUCUGGUUGGUUGUUUCCGAUCGUCCUCUCUGUAAACAGCUGUUUUACACGAAUAAUCGUUUGCGUGUUUGUUUCCCUCCAGAAUCUCUGAACGUCGGACGCGAUGACAUCAAGAGGCGCUCAGCGGCUGGUUUAAACCCGCCUGCAGCGUAACUAGUGUCCCUUUAACAGAGAAAGAAACGGGAUCAAAUCGUGUUUCUGUUGUUUGGAUCAGCUGAUCAGCAGAUUAACAAUCAGCCAUCAGAGACAAACAGGAUCAUUAAAACUCCUAAAGGUGAUUAAAUCUAUUGUACAAACACAAAGGUGGGAUUAACGGUUGUAUACAUCCUUUAAUCUGACCUCCGGUCUGCGGAAAAACAGUCGUGCUGGAUUACAGAGGAGCAUCGCUUAUCGUCUGACAGCAGUAAAGUGGGAAUUAUCUGUGGAUUAAAGCGUCCGACGAAAACAGCAGAGAUUCACGUGAGUCUGACGCUGCAGCAGAUCUGGGGUCAGGACAGCAGCAGCAGAUCUGGGGUCAGGACAGCAGCAGCGGCAGAUCUGGGGUCAGGACAGCAGCAGCAGAUCUGGGGUCAGGACAGCAGCAGCGGCAGAUCUGGGGUCAGGACAGCAGCAGCAGCAGCAGAUCUGGGGUCAGGACAGCAGCAGCAGAUCUGGGGUCAGGACAGCAGCAGCAGGACAGCAGCAGCAGAUCUGGGGUCAGGACAGCAGCAGCAGCAGGACAGCAGCAGCAGAUCUGGGGUCAGGACAGCAGCAGCAGCAGCAGCAGAUCUGGGGUCAGGACAGCAGCAGCAGCAGCAGAUCUGGGGUCAGGACAGCAGCAGCAGCAGAUCUGGGGUCAGGACAGCAGCAGCAGCAGCAGAUCUGGGGUCAGGACAGCAGCAGCAGAUCUGGGGUCAGGACAGCAGCAGCAGAUCUGGGGUCAGGACAGCAGCAGCAGAUCUGGGGUCAGGACAGCAGCAGCAGAUCUGGGGUCAGGACAGCAGCAGCAGAUCUGGGGUCAGGACAGCAGCAGCGGCAGCAGAUCUGGGGUCAGGACAGCAGCAGCAGCAGCAGAUCUGGGGUCAGGACAGCAGCAGCAGCAGCAGAUCUGGGGUCAGGACAGCAGCAGCAGCAGCAGCAGCAGAUCUGGGGUCAGGACAGCAGCAGCAGAUCUGGGGUCAGGACAGCAGCAGCAGCAGCAGAUCUGGGGUCAGGACAGCAGCAGCAGAUCUGCAGCAGGACAGCUGGGGUCAGGACAGCAGCAGCAGAUCUGGGGUCAGGACAGCAGCAGCAGCAGCAGAUCUGGGGUCAGGACAGCAGCAGCAGAUCUGGGGUCAGGACAGCAGCAGCAGCAGCAGCAGCAGAUCUGGGGUCAGGACAGCAGCAGCAGAUCUGGGGUCAGGACAGCAGCAGCAGCAGCAGCAGCAGAUCUGGGGUCAGGACAGCAGCGGCUCGGGCCGAUGCUGUUUGUUUUCUGACACAAUAAAACCAAACGUUGCUUUAACGGACAGAAAGUAAAAUCUGACCCCGUGAGCUCAGACCUGCGGCGUGGCGUCAAAAUGAAUUGAUUAGUUCGCCAACAGAAACUCCUCUGAUAAUCAAUAUCAUUCUGUUUCUGCAAACUGAAUCUCAGAUUAAUUAAUAAUAAUACAUAACACCUACGCUCAGUGUCCAUAUUAUUAGGAACAGCUGAAACCAAGUCUGAUCCAACGUGAAGUUAUACUGUUCGGGUUGUAUUGAUUUAACUGAUUGAUCAUGUUGGAUGAUGACCUCACGGGCGUCCCUAAUAAACUGGACGUCUUCGGCUCAAAUCAGUUUAUUCAUCUCUGAAAGUUCAGAUGAUCUUAUGGAGCUCAGCAGUCAAACUGGAGCUCGUCUGAAGUAUGUGGAACUCGGCUGAAAGCUUAUUGAUUAUCUGACCGACUGAGCUGAGGUCAGCCUGUCGGGUCGGACACCUGUGACGUGACGUAUCCGCGCUGCAGCUUUAACGUCAAACUAAUCUGAUUCUGAAUCUGCUGCUUCAAUAAACUAAACAUAAAAUCCAGUUUGUUUGUUUUUUAUCUGCUCGUUGUUUUCUCCUGUUUGUUUUGUUGUUUUGGUAAAAUGUAUGUUUUAUAGCACAAUACAAUAUCAUCUUACAUAUUGUU
Molecule: messenger RNA, 4775 nt
Organism: Siniperca chuatsi (mandarin fish)
Lineage: Eukaryota; Metazoa; Chordata; Actinopteri; Centrarchiformes; Sinipercidae
Product: zinc finger protein 135-like
Exons: 5
Coding region: 588-2243 (551 amino acids)
Biological process (GO): regulation of transcription by RNA polymerase II
Molecular function (GO): RNA polymerase II cis-regulatory region sequence-specific DNA binding; DNA-binding transcription factor activity
Source: RefSeq, a predicted model, not a curated record